Molecule: messenger RNA, 2070 nt
Organism: Serendipita indica DSM 11827
Lineage: Eukaryota; Fungi; Basidiomycota; Agaricomycetes; Sebacinales; Serendipitaceae
Source: the annotation of a GenBank genome assembly
AUGUACCUCCAAGCCUAUCCCACCUCGCCUAGAGCGCACCUUCGGCGCUCAUCUUCCGCACCAUCUGUCACAUCUCCGCCAUUCAGAGUAGAGCCAGCAACCGAACGGCCAAAGCCCACCAUACUUCUUCCCUCUUUCGUACCUCUGCCUCGCCCGCUCCCCCCUUCACCAAUUCGCUCAUGUCGACGGGGCCAGAAGAAUGUUUUCAGAAAGCUUGUCAACCGCGACUUGUCCCUUCCAAGAGACGGAUCUCUCUCGCUCGAUCAACGUAUCCUCGCCAUUGAAGACAAGAGGUCGCUGACCGUGCCCACGUUGAUCCAUAGUAGAGCGCCCACACCCGAUUCUUACGGCGUACCAGACAAAUUGUCCACUGAGCAAAGCACUGAGAUGGAUCGUGGGUGGGAAGCAGAAUGGUCGAAACCACCUUCGAAAAGUCCAGCUUCUGGAACCUCGAGUACACCUAAGUUAACCGAAGACGGAAACGCAUUACUGUCGUUGCGGACACCAUCUCCAAAUUUCACAAUUAGAAUCUUUGCAGAAGAUCCCAUGCGAAGCAGUCCUGUCAAAUUGCAUCCAGACUCCACGUCUCACACUGUCAAUAAGCCGACGGGAACCCAAAGUCGAAGCCAGUUGCCCACCAGUGCACUUGGAUUGUCCCUCGGCGAAACUCAGGGUCAACCACAGAGACACGCAUCUCCAAGUCCUCGCUCUGGGCGAACAACUGGUCGACGCUCAUCUCAUCGGCGUACGUCCAAGCAAGUAGCUCUCGGGCACAGCCAUGGCUAUACCGUUGUCUCUCCAGAACUGUAUGCCUCUCCCACAACCCCAAGGACGGCAUCUAGUGGGUACACUCGUCGUAUCACCGAGCGGGAGAGCGCAAGCGAAGCCGGGAUGCUAUUCCUGCGAUCACGCAAGGGGCAGUAUCGUCGUAGUUUUCGAACCAUGCAGUGCCUGCUUCAAUCGGAAACGGGCGAUGCACCUCCGACGCCCGACCCCUUCGCCGGUCGUCAGCCCGAGUUGCACCGACUCGAUGAAGAUGGGGGAGGGACGGGGUUGAUCCAAGAAAGGAGUAUAAAGGUAGUGAAAAAACCUAUAUCAUCUCUCUACUCGCCUGUUUCGACGCUCAAUACCAAUCCGUCCCCUAUCGAACGUAUCCCACCCAUCCUGCAAAUGCUGGCCCUGGAUUCAUAUCCAUCCGAACCUGCGACUACGUCCUUCCAGUCACGUAGUCGUGCUCAAGAAACUGAAACCUUGGUGGGAGCGGUGAAUGCGUUGACGGUGCAAAGGCCACCGAAACUCGAAAUUCCCGUCUUCUCGCCAAUUGUCGACUCUUUGGCGCACCUUUCGCUGACAAACAUGAUCAACGUCGUUCAAGCCGACCCCUCACCACCACCCCCGUAUGCAAAGAACACAAACACCGACACAUCGCCAGCAAGUUUGACGAGUACUUCGUCGCUCACAACACCGCAGAGCGGUUACUUGCGAGAAAACAUGCGAUCGGAGAUGGCUCAUCUCGCCAAUCACGACCGCCUCCGGAAUGUGCUUCCAGCCACCACGAUGCCGGUGCGGAUGAAACAUGAGGAUCCAUCUCUUUAUUCUCAACCGCCAAUGGCUGUCAGAGAAAUGAUCGAGUCGCGCAAUGGCCAAUACAACGGUCGCUUGCUGGCAGCAACACCGAGCCAACAUGAUUCUGAACGCGAAGCAACGACGUCUGCGUCGCGGAAUGCAUCGUAUGGAGUCGAGAUUUUGGUCGAGACAAGCGUCCAAGUACACGUCGAUACUAUGCCUCGGCAUGCGAAUAAGCCAAAGCUACGAGACUCGCCUCCGAACAAGUCACAUCUCAAGCUAAACAUGGAUGCUGUUGGGAUGUAUCCAGCGAUCAAAACCCGUAAACGACCGAUCGUCCUGGUACAAGAUACACCAUUUUCUGACGCUGUAUUGAUGGAGCAUGCGUCUACUGGGACCAUUCAGCGAACAGUUGUGCAGACUAGCUCCACGCCGGAGAGCAAAACGCGCCGUCCACUUCCCCCACUCCCUAAUGCGAAGAAGAGGACCGCAGAGCAACCAUAG